AUGGCCUUGCAAUCAUUGCCGUCCUUCCAGGCCCUCAGCUCUCUGCCAGCACCUAAACAGCCGGUUGCUGAAGAUCUGGAUCCGCGACCGCUGCUCCCCGCCGUCACACCUCGAGGUGAAUUUCUGCCAGUCAGCCCCGUUUCGAGUGACCGAGACAGAGAAGACCGGCGUCGAUGGGCGUACGUGGAUUCAGAGGGCCUAGGAGUGUCGGUGGAGCGCCGGUCCUUCUUCUCGGAGAGCUCUCCGGACGCGAUAAUGAAGCCUCCAAAUCGGCUCCUGCACGAUCGUCACGCAGCCAAGAUGGAAAAGAUGCUCCAGGAGAUAUCGACCUUUUCAGGCAGGGUGAAGCUGAGACAGGAGAUUGUCUGGCGCCGCAUGCCUGCCUGCGAGCGCUUUGCAAAUUCUGGUAGCAUUCCUUCCGUGCUGACCAAGGAUCCGGAAGGCCUGGAGGCACCUGCAGUGAUGGCAGGGCCUAUUCCCAAGGAGAAAGCACAGCCUUUGGCCCCUCAGGCCAGUUACUAUCGAUCCGACCUUGCUGUGGAGUUCGCGGGGCAAGCCUCUGCCGCCGCGGAAGAGCAGCUCGAGACCCUGACAUGCUUCGAGCAACGCUACACUUGUAGGUGGUUUCCCGACAUGCUGUCUCAGAAGAGUCUUAGUCUUUGCGAAGUAUCGAACGCUUGUGAGGAGAAAGGCCCACGCAAGAGCCCUGGAACCACCAACGUGUCCAUGACGCAUGUCAUGAAGUUCCUGGCCGGUGAUGCUCUGGCUUCAGCCAUCAUCGGCAAGGGCGGCGCCGUGAUCACGCAAAUUCGCACGAAUUGCAAUGCGAAGCUGGCGCUGACGGACAAGGGACAGGUCUUUCCAAGUACCGACUGCCGCGUUCUCACCGCGCAGGCCAACUCGGAGGAGGAGCUGAACGAGGUGGCGAGGCAGAUCAUCGAGAAGCUAAGUGAGCUUGUGAAAACCAGUGGCGCCUCGGAGGCGUGUGGCUCCGAUGGGGAGCUGAAGUUGAGGACGCUGGUACCCAAAGCAGCCGUCGGUGGCAUCAUCGGCAAGGGCGGGGCGGCCAUCAAGCAGAUGCGUGAGACCAGCGGUGCGAAGAUCAGCAUCGGCGAAGCCGUGGGCGCUGGGCCUGGGGCCGAGCAGAUGGUCACCGUCUCUGGCCCUGAGGAGGCACUUCAAACGGUCAUCGCCGAAGUGAACCGGCAGAUCCAGCUGCUCAGCUCAGAAGCAUGGUACAGCACGUGGGCUGCUUCAACUGGGUGCAUCACACAGGCCAUGGCCGGUCUGGCAUCGUCGCUGCAGCUGCAGCCUUCACUCCUCGGCUUGGGAGGUCAGGCCUUAGCGAACCCGGGGAUCGCCACGAUGAUGCAGGUUGCACAAAGCAUGCCUCCGUACGUGAUGGAGGACUCCCGCGGCUUCGCGUUGAGCUGUGUGGUGCCAAACCGUCUAGUUGGAGGGCUGAUUGGGCGCGGGGGCUCCGGGACCAAAGAGGUUCAGAUGCUGACCGGUACCAAGAUUGGAAUCCGAGAAAUUCCGGACGACCCGGACAAUCGCUCGCUGAAUAUAGCCACCAGGCUGAUGUUUCGAGAUAUUCAGCUGCCCUUCCCAGCUUGUGUCUGGAUGUUCAGGCUGAAAGGUCUCUUCGUGCCAAGUUAG
Symbiodinium sp. CCMP2456 is the source of this 1659-nucleotide messenger RNA. NCBI's taxonomy places the organism in Eukaryota, Dinophyceae, Suessiales, Symbiodiniaceae. The record is from the annotation of a GenBank genome assembly.